Molecule: messenger RNA, 1194 nt
Organism: Coniophora puteana RWD-64-598 SS2
Lineage: Eukaryota; Fungi; Basidiomycota; Agaricomycetes; Boletales; Coniophoraceae
Exons: 3
Coding region: 139-1194 (351 amino acids)
Source: RefSeq, a predicted model, not a curated record
GAUCUAGAUGCGGCGGAUUUCGACGGAAGUUAUAUGACAGUCUACGAGGUCAAAUAGAGCUGGUCCCUGGAUAAGUGUGAUACAGUGGAGACCGUCGGCAGCGAUGGCCAAUACUACGGAUACUUGGGCUUCCUUCAAAUGCAAGAAGAAAGUGGUCAAAGAGAAAUACGAGUGUUCAAGGUCUCCGGGGCCUCUCAUGAUCUCGCAUUUACCGAGGUCUUUCGUCAAAACCUCCAGUCCCACGGCAGUCAGCUCCACCGACCGUUCAUCAUGGCCAUCGGCCCAUCAUCAGUUAUAGUGAUGUGGACGGUCACCGACCGAGAAAGACAAUAUGUGAUCAUGGGGCUGGAAAGUUCUUGGAAGGAACCAUUGAUUCAGUCGCUUGAAGAUACCAGAGAGAUAUCUGCCAUUCCGCUUUCAAUAGCAAUAGCGAGAAGUCCUGCCCCUUCACCUCGCUUUUCUGGCACAUUUGACUUUGCACUCUUUUCUCCUUCCCUUCUGCGCGACUCUGUGCAUACCUCUGGUGAUAGCACCGAUGCUUCUCCACACGGUAUCAUUGGCAGCUGCGGCAAUACCCGGGUCGUCCUUGUGGGCAUUCACCAAAAGAACUUAUUCGAGCUGAAAUCCCGCCCCAUCAGCGUUAUUCAAGUUCUAAUUCCGUCAGACGAUGCUCCCUCCGACACGCAAAUCUCUGUAUAUUCGACAGUCGCUGUGCCCGAGGUACUUGAACGCGAGAUGCACGAGAGCAACUUCGAGCACGUUCUAUACGGGGCAAAGCGUCUCCUCCGAGCAUCAAGGGAACGCUAUCGGAGGCACGAGCGCCUACGCCUGAGGUGCCUGGAGAUCCGGAUCACUGAUGAAGAGGGCAGAGACAGCACUGGACAGGUCGGAGGGAGCAAGGACGAUGGGCACAAACCUGACAGAGACGCCAACGAGGGGCGUCACCGCAGACGCCGCCGUCGCCGUGACGAUAUCGAGAAGGAGAUGGUCAGUCGACCCGGGCCUGGUAUCGUGCUUAGGGAGUCACCAACACUCUUGGUCGGAAGUGAUGGCACCGGUUUAGCGUGGUCAAGCAGCGAGGUGGCUUGCGUCGAUUUGGAGCGAGGGCGAGUAUGUCUUGUGGAAAACUUUGGGGAGGGGCAAAGACGCGGAGGACAUGUCGGGAAAGAGCUCGUUGUCGUAGACUUCGCGUAA